Mesorhabditis spiculigera is the source of this 450-nucleotide messenger RNA. The record is from the annotation of a GenBank genome assembly. Lineage: Eukaryota; Metazoa; Nematoda; Chromadorea; Rhabditida; Rhabditidae.
AUGCAUCCGACUUUCAGGCCGACGAGCACAGAUCCCAAUUACCCAUACCGCGCUGCUACGGAUGGAGCAUCGAAUGAGGAACCGGACAAGAUCCUUCGUUUGGCCAACAAUGCUGUUCCACCUACAGCGACUGAAAACAACAAGCUGGAGAACCCGCCGGCCCGCUCGCUGCCUGGAGCACCGCAAAGGCAGGCACAAAAGCGUCCUAGUGAGCCGAAUUGGACGGAGGAAGAGCGUAGCACGCUCAAGGGUGACCCUCAACUCAUGAUGCUCUGGCUGAAGCGUGAUGGGUUCGAGCAGGAGAUUAAGGAUGAGAAGAAGCGCACGAGCGAGUUGACGAAAAAGUUACGCAUUGCGCACGAACAGAUGCGCCAGAUCGGCCUGGGACAUCAUCCCGUGAUCGCUGAGCUAACUCAACCCCUGCAGGCCCCACCACCGAAAACCGGAAAU